Messenger RNA from Drosophila takahashii, 3859 nucleotides. RefSeq names its product lost and found (gene loaf). The record is from RefSeq and is a predicted model, not a curated record. Lineage: Eukaryota; Metazoa; Arthropoda; Insecta; Diptera; Drosophilidae. Gene Ontology annotation, molecular function: protein binding.
CAGAGUGGAAUUGGAUCGCUGGCCAAACCCGUUAAUCUCCAAUGAGGCGACACAUUCGCGAGGAGAAAAAUUCAUAAAUGAAAGCUUCUAAUUGCCGGAGAAUGACAAACGUGACAAAAAAUCAGCGCGAGCGAACAAAGGCGAAGCAAACUUUUUAGGCAGCCCGGAAAGCAGCAGCGAAAGCCGCGAAAAUUGAGCCACCGAAGCUUCGGCGAUGCUGUUGAUGCCCACAUCCUGUGGGCCGGGGCCACCCAUCGACCUCGGCCCCUCGUCCUCCUCCUCCUCCUCCUCCUCGCCCACCCACUGCCCAACCCCAACCCGAACUGCCCAGCGAGCGGCAGAUGAUGGAGAACCAGUUCGCCGGUCAGGGACCCUGGCCCACAGGCAAAGUUCGGGGUCGAGCAUUCCCCAGUGGCUGCUAAUCCUCCUCGGUCUCUUCGCCAUUCUCGCCCAGACACCAAACAGCCAGGUGGCCGCCGAGAAGAGUAAACACUACUACAUGCAAUCGCUGUGCAAGAACCACUUCCUGCAGCAACUAUAUCGGAAAAUCGACGGGGCCGUUCUUUGGUCGCAGAACGAGAGGAAUCUGGACUGCAUCAUCACCUUCCAGACGCACUCGGUGCUGCAGCGCUUCAUGCUCCGCUUCGACAUGUUGCAGCUCGACUGCAACGAUCAUCUGCUAGUCUACGAUGGAGCCCACGCGGUGGCCACCCCCAAGAUUGACAUCUCCUGUCGGAACACAAAGAACACCGUCAACGCGCUCCUGACGCGCACGAACUUUGUGACUCUGAAGUACGUGACCGACGGCUGGGGAACGGAUGCGAACGGCUUCAAGUUGGUGAUUACGUCGGUGAAGGAUCCCAAGCACACCUGCAAGGACUUCACCUGCGCCACCCGCGAGUUCUGCAUCCAUCCCGAUCUCCUGUGCGACGGCAUCAACCACUGCGGCGACAACUCCGACGAAUCAGUGCAGAAUCUGUGCCAGAGUGAGACGAGCAGCACGGUUUUCGGCAUGGAUAUGACCUGGUUCGUCCUCAUUGUCGUGGGUGUCCUGCUCGUCCUGAGUGCGCUCAUCGUGGCGGUGGCCAUUUGCGUGUGCCGACGCCAGGACGAGAACGCCGCCAACCAGAACACCGCGCUCCAGGUGCACCACACGGCCGACACGAACGGGUCGUCGAAACAUCUGCACUACCACGGCAUCAGUGUCGGCGGGACACUGACUCGGGAGCACACCCAACUGCCGACGUCGGGAAACUGGCAUCACCCUGCGGGACCAUCCGGGUACCACCGCACUCCACACAACUACUUGAAGAUGGCCACCAAAGUCCGUCCCAUUUGGUGCUUGGCAAAUUCCGUCAAUUAGGUCAAGAUCUUUCGCACAAUAACGCCGGGCUCAGCCAGACGAACAUCGCCGGAGCCGGACAUCCCAAUGCCAACGCCGUCGGCGCUGCGCAGAAGGACGAGUGGUUCGUCUAGGGCCAGGCAACACUGUGGAAGGACCGAUCGACUUGAGCACAAUAAUCUGUACUUUAUUAAGUAAAUUUAUGGAUAUUUGCAGAGCAUUAAAUGAAGACUGUAAGACUAUAUUUAACAGCAAUUAGUGUGGACAUCACCGCGCAGGGUGUAUUAUACAGAGAUCUCUACUCGUACCCAAGCAGAAUCUCGAACGCAUUGGGCAGAACGUGACUGUUCUGUCGGAUAACCAAUGCACUUGUAAAUAGUUUAUAAAUAUAUAUCAUUUAUCAGUUAACUGGUCAAUACUACAAACUGGCUGAACAAGAUUCUUUAACCCCAUGUCCCCAAAAACUGAAAUGUAACACAGAAAAGUCCCCAUUUUGAGUUUGUGCAAGUAUGUUGGCAUUUAUUUAGAGAAUUACGUAUGUUUAGAAAGCAAUGAGACUUGAAUUAUUGCUCUUCGAUUGAACACUUAGUUUGCAUAGCGGGUUGCAUUCAAUAUGCACAGACAAAGAUCCCCAAAACUAAUGUAUAACGAAUCAGAGGUAGUCGCAGAGUCAGAGAGGUAAAUAACAUUUGAAAGAAACAAUCGUAAGCAUUUAAUUGAAUCGUGAACAGAACAGAAACCGUAAGAAGUAUUAAAGCUCAAAAGAAUAACCGAUAACUGUCAUUAAAAUAUACAAUUUCCGAAUCUUACAAAUUUGAGAUAACUGGCGGAGUUUGCCAGGAGGUUUUUACGAAAAAUUAAGCUGAACUCUAAUCGCAAAUGGACACAAGAAAAACAACCAAAACAAGGGAUGUACAUAAGUAUUCGACAAUAUACUUACAUAAAAAACCAAAUCGAAACUUCUAACGCAACUGUCAUCUAUACAAUUUCACCUACCACUCACCAUUGUCCACUUGGAAGUCUGCAUUUGCCCGAUGAUCAAUGAUCAACCAGAGACUCCGAUAGAAGCAAACAUUUCACCGAGAGACUCAUUCCUCAUUAAAGAACCGAAAACCAAUGCUAAACGGAAAUAUUCUGAGACAUUAAGGACAAUACAGUGAAGUCUUUUGCUUUUGAUACAACUAAAUUGAGAACGUGACGUGGCAUGCAUUUUAACCUACAGAAGUGUCCGAAUACAAUUUUCUACAAUCAACCAAAUGGAAUUCUACACAAAAUUAAACAACGUAUAAAUACAUAAACAGAGUUGAAACAUUUUGCUACAAAAUCGAAUGAUAACGAUCAUAUAUAUUGACGACGAAGUGUGUAAGGAAACAUGAUAAGUAACAGUAACUUGAGAAAACCAAACUAAAAUGCUUCAAAAUGAUUGUAGUACUUCCCGCCGUUAAUAUUUUUUUAAUAUAUCGUACAUACUACAAAUACAGAUGCAAGUCUUAAAAAUAAUACUUAUAAUAAGAAGCAAAAAGUAAGAAUUUUCCGCUGCUAAGAUUUGUCUUUCAAAAUACUUCCAUAGGCCCGGUUAGUUUGACUGUUUUGUGGCUCCUCAAGUUUGUUUCCCAGAUAAUAGCCGAAAUAUAACAACACUACUUGCUCCCUUGCUAAGAAAAACCUUAAAAAUUAAGUGCAAAAUUGAACACUAGUCGAGGUGGAUAGUGUUAGGUAUACGUUCAGCCCGAUCAAUGCGAUUAAGUCAAAUUAAAUUAGUUUUGUACUUAGCAGUAAUGAAAAACCCAAGAACUAAAUUAACUAAUCUUCUAGGCAUAAUUUACGCUGAGAGUAUCUAUUCACUUACCCCUUCCUUUGCCCUUCUUUAAUUUGUAAAACUACAAGCGUCUUAUACUAUAUCAUAAAUUAUAGGAAAAUGGUAUUAUGAUAAAUUGAAUUUUUAACCAAAAUUAUAAGCAAAUUGUAUUAGGCGUCAAAUUUUAGAAGAGAAUGCAUACCAAGAGGCGGAAAGCUGAAGGAAACACAUUGAAUAGAUGUAUGCGUGUUAUGUGUAUGGGCUAGAACCACAUUCAAACAUGGCAACAAAUUAAUCUUAAUUACUUAAAAACGAUGAUAAUAAAUGAUACUAAAUAACAACUGAAUAACCACAAAGCUAAUUUAUGCAAUACAGGAAUAUUGAAUACUGAAAAUUAUGCGUCAAUAAAAAGUUUAGGCAAGAUUGUAUUGUAAUAUCUAAUCGUAAUUGUACUCGUAAUCGCAUGCCUACUCCCCACUGGUGAAAAUCGGUUAGAUCAUGUCGUAUAUGAGUGUAGUUAAAAUAUACAUAUUUACCUAAAUACAAAUCAAUCGGAAUGGGAAUCGGACUGGACUGGACUGGACGAAGUCGAAGUCGAUGAGGAAUUAAGAGACGGUCAGGUCCCCGAUUUGUGUUGUAAAAGAUAAUAGGCGAGAGUGGGUGGUGGGAAGAGCUUUUCGUUUCCCAGUGUAAGUGUUACAAUGUGUUAAGAUUUAUUU